AUGGUCUGCGAUCGUCGUCACGAGCCAUUGCAGUGGCGAAGGGCUCUGCACUCCAUUACCGAGCCCCUCUCGGAGAAUUGUCAACCCUCUUCCGGCAGCAUCGUCUUGGGUAUCAGUGCAUGCAGUAAAGAGAGACAGUGGCAGAGGGCACUGUCUGUCUUGGAGAUUCCGGGAGCAGCCUUUGAGAAUGUACGGAUUCUGGGUGCUAGUAUUAGCGCUUGCGAGAAAGGCGGAAGAUGGGAGUUGGCAUUGUCACUGCUCUCAUCAGCCGGUUGCGUUGCGAACACGAUCAGUUUCAAUGCGGCGAUUGCUGCCUGCAACAGGGGUGUCGGACCAUGGCCGCGAUCACUAGAAUUAGCUUCGGAGAUUUGCAGCAGAAGACUCGGGGCAGACGUCAUCACGUAUAAUGCAUGCAUCACCGCAUGCGCUUCAGGGAGAGCAUGGUCCUUGGCCUUGCUUUUGCUUUCGGGGAUGUCGGAAGUCAAUCUUCAAGCCAAUGUGGUCACUUGCAAUGCUGCCAUCAGUGCAUGUGAGGGAGUGGGAUGGGAGUGGUCACUGGAGCUGCUGUCAAGUAUGCAGGGAGCGCAGGUGCAGGAAGAUGUCAUCAGCUUCAGUACUACCAUCAGCAUCUGUGAGAAGCAGAGCCAGUGGCAGGUUGCAGGGCAGCUCUUCGCACAGAUGCUGGGGAGAGACAUACGAGCUGAUGCCAUCGUCUUCAGUAGCUGUAUCAGCGCACACGUGCGUUGUGAGCGGUGGUCUUUGGCGCUAGAUCUCUUGGGCCACAUGCGGCGAGGUAGAGUGCGAACGGAUGUCAUCGCCCUGAGUGCAGGCAUCACCGCAUACGGUAAGGGCGGGCACUGGCAGUCAGCCCUGGAUCUGUUGUUCAGCUUCGGAGGUCAUGUUGAUGCGGUAUGCUACAAUGCCGUUUUGGGGGCUUGUGACAGAGCCGGGCAGUGGGAAGUCGCAUUGCAGCUGCUGGAGACGAUGCCCCGAGCCGGAGUGCAGGCGGACGUGAAGAGUUUCGGCUCUUCCAUCAGCGCCUGCACUGGUCUGGCAUGGCAGGUGGCUCUUCAGGUUCUGUCGAGGAUGGCUUUGGCAACAGUGGAGGCUAGUAGAGUCGCUCACAAUGCUUGUAUCAGCGCGUGUGCGGCUGCGGGAAGGUGGCAGAUCGCAGCCGCGCUGCUGGAGGAGAUGUUGGGAAUCAGGCUUGGUGUGGAUGUAAUCAGCUUCAAUGCCCUCAUCAAUGCAUGCCAGCAAAGCGGCAGAUGGGCACUGGCCUUGCACGUCCUGUUCGACGUCUUCGCAAGUGCAGCUAUGUCUCCGGAUGUGAUCAGCUUGAAUGCCACCAUCGGGGCAUGCACCCAAGCUGGGCAGUGGCAGAGAGCUGUAUGGCUCCUAUGGGAGCUCCCAACUCUAUCACUGCAGAGGGAUAGCACGAGCUUCAGCGCGAGCAUCAGCGCCUGUGACCUCGCCGGUCGCUGGGAGAUCGGGGUUCAGCUCUUCUCACUGAUGCCCUGCGAAAGAAUUUUGCCGGACGUCCUGGCCUUCAAUGCCGUUCUGAGCUCCUUCGCGCGCGUGGGGCAGUGGGAGCCAGUGCUCUGUUUGCUCCAGGAGAUGCGUUCUGUGGAAGUCGCCCCGGAUGCCUUCAGCCGCAGCGCCGCCAUCAGCGCUUGCGCCGCGGGUGGUCGCUGGGAAAUUGCCCUCAAAGAGCUCCAAGAGCCCCCCGGGUCCUUUGCCAACAUCGCCGUGCUCAAUGCAGCGAUGUCAGCGCUUCAAAGAGCGGGGAAAUGGCAGAGGGUCCUCGAGCUUCUCGCCGAUCUGCCCAAGAAGAACCUGGAGGCAGAUUCAAUCAGCUUCAAUGUGGCCAUCAGUGCCUGCGAGGGCGCAGGGCUGUGGCAGGGGGCACUGGAGCUGCUCAAGAAGAUGUCUCGCGCUGAGCUGCAGCGAAAUGAGAUCACGUGGAAUGCGGCCGUGCGUGCGUUGCAGCAAGGUACGCAAUGGCAGCUGGCAUUGGACCUUUUGGCCCAGGCAACGCCUAAGGGGAAGAAAGGCGUGGCAGAUGCAGAAGUGAUGAUCCUGUCGUUGGCUCUCGCCGUUUGCGAGCAAGGCGGACAUUCCUUGGCCGCCCACGCGCACUUGCUUCAACUGGCAGAGGCCGUGGAUGUCAGAGACCUGCUGAGACCUUGGCUGCUGGAGGAAGAUGGUCUCUCGAGGUUCAAGAAGGUGACUCAGCGGAACGAGCGACUGAAAGACGACACGGAGAAGCGCUGGAAGAAAAUCCGCGCCGAGCCCAAGAACAAGAAGAAGACCCGGCGCAUGAUUGCGCUCGAGGUGAUGAUGAAGUACCCCGCCCACAGCCGCCUGUAUAAGCACGCACAAAGCGUGCUACAGACUAUGGCGCAGCGGAGCUUGGACGACUUAUUGCUACAGGACGGCAUCGAGGAGUUGCAAAUCUUCCUGCCGACGGAUAGCGAGGAGGAGUCCUGA
This is a messenger RNA of Symbiodinium sp. CCMP2592, 2487 nucleotides long. The record is from the annotation of a GenBank genome assembly. Lineage: Eukaryota; Dinophyceae; Suessiales; Symbiodiniaceae.